This is a messenger RNA of Candoia aspera, 1847 nucleotides long. RefSeq names its product transmembrane 6 superfamily member 2 (gene TM6SF2). Lineage: Eukaryota; Metazoa; Chordata; Lepidosauria; Squamata; Candoiidae. The record is from RefSeq and is a predicted model, not a curated record. The transcript has 10 exons. Bases 173 to 1282 code for a protein of 369 amino acids. Gene Ontology annotation, biological process: regulation of lipid metabolic process; lipid homeostasis. Gene Ontology annotation, cellular component: endoplasmic reticulum-Golgi intermediate compartment membrane; endoplasmic reticulum membrane.
AAAAAAGUCCUUUUUUUUUUUUGGCAAGAGGAACGCGUGAGCGAAGAGGAGCUUUUCGUUACGACAGGGAACCAGCUGCUUGGCCGAUUGACCCUUUCCUGCUGGAGCGAGCGCCCCUUGCCGCCCAUUCCCACGACCCUCUUCUUCCAGGUGUGUCUCCGCGCCGCUGAACAUGCGGCUACAUCCUCUCUGGGCCGCCGUCGGCCUUUUCUUCUCCGCCUUCCCGUUAUCCUACCUCUUGAACACCACAGCGGCCUUGCACAACCCUUUGGUUAUUGCAGCAGUCAGCGUGAUUGUUCUGUCGUCUUUCUUUGUUCUGAUUUAUCUCCCAAACCUCUCCUACGAGGAUCCUCUCUUGUAUGUGUUCAUGGUCUUUUGCUUCCUCAUUGGAGCUGAUGUGGCGGUCGCUUUGGAGGAAGACGGCUACACAAGCAACUCUGGAGAUUUCUACGUCAGAGAGGGUUACCUUGGCACAGCGUAUGUCAUUAUGAUCUCCUACUGGCACGCUGUCGUGAGCUAUGCCAUGUAUCUCGUCAUGAUUGCAGCCAUUGUUCAAAGAAAGAGUUACCGGAACAUCGGCCUCUACUGGGCUGGAUCCCUCACAAUGACCUUUGUGGUCUUCCUGCUGGGCAAUGUGAUUGGGAAAUACAGCUCUGAGAUCCGACCAGCCUUUUUGCUCAACCUUCCUUAUCUCAUCAUACCCAUUUGGGCAGCCAAAAGAUUCUUUGCCCAGCCCAGGACCUGCCCUCUGCCAACAGCUGAUCAGGUUGCAGAAGAACAACACAAAAAUCUGGUCCAGCGCCCUAUGGAUUUGGGAUUGGUAGGGUUCCUCCUUCUGGCUGUGGUCUACACACUCUUCCGAGGACUGGUUGUUCUGGACUGCCCGGCUGAUUCCUGCUUUGAUUACGUUUACCUGCAAGAACCAUACCUGCGCGAUCCUGUGGCCUAUCCCAAGAUUCAGAUGCUGGUGUAUCUAUUUUAUGCCCUGCCAUAUUUCUGCAUCUGCAUCUACGGAUUAGUCGUUCCUGGAUGCACGUGGAUGGGGGACUGGGCCUUGGUUUUUGCUGGUGCUGUUGGACAGGCCCAGUUUUCCCACAUCUCCGCUUCCAUCCACCAUCGCACUCCUUUUCCGUACCGCAUCCCAGAAAGAGAAUGGUGGUUUGUUAUCAUAUGCAAUGUAGCCUACGCAGUGGGCCCGCAACUCUUAGCUUACCGCUGUCUCUACAACCCUGCCUUUUUCUGUUGUCCGGUUUCCCGGGCCGAAGACAAGAAGAAACAGUGAAAAAACAGAAACUUUGCACUUGCUGUUGCUCACAGAUCCAGUGGUGUUACACACAGGUGCUUCCUUGGAGAACCCCAGUUCUGACAGGGUUUUAAGUCUCUUGGGGGUGGGGUGGGGUCCAAACCAUUCCAGGUUCUUGCACAGCCUAAGCCAACCUUUGUUUUGUCUGCAUGAUGCCCUUGAAGCUGAGUUGAAGCUGUGAAAUCAAAGAUCUGUCUACAGCAGAUCUAUUUGCUACCAGGUGGCGAACAAGGUUAACACAAAGGCGUGGUGUUGUGGUGUCCUUACAAAACUACUCUGAGGUUUUUUGGGGGUGCUGGGGCAUGUGAGAAUGCAGAAGAGCGAGAGAGAUCUGGAAAUCUUUGAGGAUGUAAUUUGAAGAAGCUGGCUCUCCUGGUACCCCCCCCCAUUUUCUUAUUCUUCGCCUGGAAGGGGAGGGGGUACUGAUUUGUGAACAAAAGGAUCCUGUUCAUAAAACAGAAAUGGGGACCUAGAGCAGCUCCAAGAAGUCACUGUUUACAGAAUUAGAAAGAAAAAAAAAGGAUUAAUAUAUGACUUUUAAAGA